AUGAUCACCUCCAUAGAUGUGGUGCACGAGCUGCUGACGACGAUUUAUAGCAGCAUAUUCUCGCGAAGCAGCAAAGACAUCCUCAAGUACGACGUGCUUCUCUACCUGGACGACUACUACUAUUUUGACAUCGUGCGAAAAGUGAGCGAAGACAUAAACGAGUUGGACCCCGACUUGUGUGUCCUACAAGGGGAGGACGACUUUAACCAAAUCUUCAUGCAUUUCAGUCGAAGCAGGAACUACAUCAUUAAAGAUAAGGCAUACGAGAAUGAGAGCGAACGGAGGAUAGACUUUCUCCACGAGGUGCUGGCCGAUCUGCUUUGUUUGCUAUAUGAGAAGGGAAAAAAGGGCACGAAGGAGGUGAGAGCCAUUACGAAGAGGGGGCACAGAGAGAAGGACACAGACAAGGAGAAUACAGACAAGGAGAAUACAGACAAAGAGAAUACAGACAAGGAGAAUACAGACAAAGAGAACACAUACACGGAGAACACAACUUGGGAACGAAUAAAACAGGAGUUAGCCCAGAUUGAAAUGUUACGUGGAGAGCACACAAAGGAGGGUGUAUCAGGGUCCCCCCACGUGGCCACGUUAACUACCAACCCGAGUGGUAAUCUGGACGAGACGUACAUCAGGAAAGUCCUGAACAUCCCAAAGGAGCACUUCCAAAAUGAAGACAUCAUAAUAAAGCAAACAAUAGACAAAGAGACAGAACAAAUGGUAAACGAACUGCUCGAACAUCUCAAUGUAGAAUAUCAGAUGAGGUACUACUACCUCUUUCUAAAUCACUAUCUAACGAUGCAGACAUUGUUCAUGUCCCCCUUAAUUGACUUAACCUCUGAGGAGUUAAAAAAAAUUGUAAAUAGAAUUGUGCAUAUUAAAAGAAUGACUUACAGACCUGUUACUAUAUACGAUGUGCUCUCCUUUCAGUACAGCAACAUUUCAUUCUUUAAGUCUUCUCACGACAACUUACCUUCUCCAGUGAAGAAGGUAAAACUUGUUGGGGAGACCAUCGAACGUGGAGGCAUACCCACUACCUUUUCGAAGAAAGUCAUCAUGAAAGAUGUGAUCAGUGCAAACAUUUCCCUGAAGGAGAAGUACAGCAAGGUGAAACGCCACAAUGAAGGGAACUUCGGGGGGAGGUACAAGGCUCGCAAUUAUUACGACUCCUCCAGGAGCUUGAUGAUAACACAUCUGGUAAAGAUGGGACGAAUUGUCUCCCUGCUGUUCACUCUGGCGGGACUCCUUUUGCACACACACAAUGCAACAGUUUGUUCUGAGUAUCAUUUGGGAGAAGCGGUGAGGAAGGAGGCCUGCAAGUUUCGUCGCAGCGGAGGAGGGGGCCACGGGGUGAACUUCGCCAGCACGACCGGGAGGGGGAACUCCCUCGUAGAAGCGAAAAUGGAAAAGGAGCAGGACUACUUCACCUUAAAGCUAAAUGAACACAAUUUCAGGUGGAGUGUACCCCUCUUGAUGGGGUCGAAGAAGAAGCCCCUUCAGUUGGGCGUCGUCACGUCCACCCCUAUAACCGCCCUUUACUGUUCCUAUAAUCCGAGUCCGAGUGACGAAAUGAAGGAUUUAAAAUAUGAAGUGAACGAAUCGGAAGAUGUGAAAUAUAUAGGUUGCAGAAGUAGGCAGUGCGCUGCCGUAUCCCAAGGCAGUUCUUGUCACCCGAUUGACCAUUUUUUAAAGAUGAUCCAUGACUUUGGAUUGAGAAAAAAAAGUUGCCCCAAUCGAUUUUGUAGCUACAUAAAUGAUAUGAACUUUCUAAAUGUGGACAGCAAGUUGGACAAGAGGAACAUGUCCGUGUGUUCGUUUAGCUCAAGUCUUGAUUCGGAACACAUAGAGGGUUUCUAUAUUAGAGAUUCGUUUUACCUGUACGAUACGGUUCGAUGCUAUUACAACUACUUCGGGUGUGUAACACAGAGUGACGAAUUGAAGUUUAAUAAUGCUAUUUCUGGUUUUAUCGGAUUAGGAUAUAACCGUGCAGAUGGUGCUCCUCACUCCGAACAGUCCCCUUCCAUGUUGCAUACGUUGGUACAGAAGUCCUUGUCUAAAAAGAACAUCUUUGGAUUGUGCUUCGUUGAAGGAGGUGGUUUUGCAUCCUUCGGUGGAGUAGACAAUGAAGCAUUAAGGAAGGUCCCGGCUGUAUCCAAAUUGCAGCUGAGUUCCCAACACCUCGAAGCAGAUGCCCCGCUAGAACUUCUGGAACAGAAGCAAGCCACUUCCCACCAAAUUGUGUGGCUCCCAUAUUCAGCCACUUCCAAAGACACGUACAACCUUCUCAUGAAAGAAGUCAACAUGGUGUCGGGUUCGAAUCGGCUGCAGAGUGAGAAGGGCCAGCUGGCUGUCGUCGAUUCAUACAGCUACUUCCUAUCCUUCCCAGCCGAAAUCACCGCCAAGCUCAAGACCGCCGUGUACAACUCAUGCACUGGCGAGGGCAACAGCUGCUCCGAGAUCAUUAGCAAGGGUGUAUUCACACUGAAGAACCAAGGCGUGGCACACUUCCCCACGGUGGAGCUGGUCUUCUACGACGGGAAGGUGCUGAUCGAGCCCAAGGACUACCUAAUCCACGAAGGCGACGGAGUGUAUAGAGUCCUGAUCAAUUCAGCGGGAACCUUCAAAUUGGGGAUCCCCUUCUUCCUAAACAAAUAUCUCAUCUUCGACAAUGAGAAUGGGAAGCUGGGUGUAGGCCCAUCUGAUUGCAGCUUCAAAAUGAAGGGGACUCAUCCCGGAGUCGACUUGAGGACGACGGAGGCGGACGAGAGGGGGGACCCCGAGGAUGAGGACUCGACGAAGGAAGGCUUCUUUCAGGAAAACAAGUUCAUCAUACUCGCGCUCACUUCUUUAAGCGUCGUGGGGGCCAUUGUCGGGGGCGUCUUCUUCUUCUGUUGA
This is a messenger RNA of Plasmodium inui San Antonio 1, 2892 nucleotides long. RefSeq lists its product as hypothetical. Bases 1 to 2892 code for a protein of 963 amino acids. The record is from RefSeq and is a predicted model, not a curated record. The transcript has 7 exons. Lineage: Eukaryota; Apicomplexa; Aconoidasida; Haemosporida; Plasmodiidae. Gene Ontology annotation, biological process: proteolysis. Gene Ontology annotation, molecular function: aspartic-type endopeptidase activity.